Messenger RNA from Aspergillus glaucus CBS 516.65, 1962 nucleotides. Its product is annotated as putative arginine transporter. Gene Ontology annotation, biological process: amino acid transmembrane transport. Gene Ontology annotation, molecular function: amino acid transmembrane transporter activity. Lineage: Eukaryota; Fungi; Ascomycota; Eurotiomycetes; Eurotiales; Aspergillaceae. The record is from RefSeq and is a predicted model, not a curated record. The transcript has a single exon. Bases 189 to 1895 code for a protein of 568 amino acids. Gene Ontology annotation, cellular component: membrane.
AAAAAAAAAAAAAAAAAGUUUCUGCCGGAUUGACGGCUCUCGGUGGAGCUAGCGUUCUUCUUCGCAUUCGCCGACGCGACAGCUGUUUCUUUCCUCUUCACUUUUACCACAGAACUUUCUUUCCUUCUUCUUCUUCCUCAACCUCUAUACGAAUUCCUACCUGGUCAUCGCGCCCAUCGCGGACCAGUAUGGGCGCCGAGCAAGACCAGUUCUCCGUUACAUCGAAAUCUGCUGCGGAGAAGGGCAACAUGGCCGGUCAAGACCCUAUUCAAGUCGAUGCCCAUGGCUACAAAUCUCAAGAGUUGAGCAGCGUCGAUGUUGAGAAAAAUGGCACCAAUGGAGAAACCGAACAAGCACCAGAGCUCAAGCGAAACUUGAAGAACCGCCACUUGCAGAUGAUAGCUAUCGGCGGCACUGUUGGAACUGGUCUUUUCAUUAGCAGCGGUACUGCCAUUGGCCACGCCGGUCCCGUUGGUGCCGUGAUCGCCUACCUCUUCGUCGGAACGAUUGUAUAUUCGGUUAUGGCUUCACUUGGUGAACUGACGACUUAUAUCCCUGUCGCCGGUGCAUUUACGUCUUAUGCAACUCGAUUGAUCGAUUCAAGCCUUGGGUUUAGUAUGGGCUGGAUUUACUGGUGGUCCUGGGCUUCGACAUUCGCAGUGGAAUUGACGGCAACGGGCUUGAUUAUCCAGUUUUGGGACAAAGACAUCAACAUCGCGAUUUUCAUUGCAAUUUUCUGGGUUGUCAUCUUGCUGCUGAAUCUCCUGCCCGUCAGUUUUUAUGGUGAGAUUGAGUUCUGGUUCUCCACCAUCAAGGUGAUUACGGUUCUGGGCUUUAUGAUUUUCGCCAUCUGUAUCGACGCCGGCGCCGGUAGCAGGGACUAUCUAGGGUUCCGGUACUGGGUACACCCCGGUGCUUUUGCUCCGUACCUUAUUGAAGGCAACGACUCAUUGGCCAAGUUUGUCGGUUUUUGGUCUGUUUUGAUCCAAGCCGGUUUUUCCUAUCAGGGCACCGAGCUCGUCGGUAUCGCUGCCGCCGAGACCGAGAAUCCCCGCCAGACUGUCCCGUCCGCCAUCCGCAAAACGUUUUACCGAAUUCUCUUUUUCUUCGUCCUGACCAUCUUCUUCAUCGGUCUGCUAGUGCCCUAUGACAACGGCGACAUGACCAAGGACGGAAACAACGCUGAUUCGUCUCCGCUUGUCAUUGCGGCCAAACUUGCCGGAGUGCAGGUGCUGCCUCACAUCAUCAAUGCGGUUUUGUUGACUGUGGUGCUUUCGGCCGCUAACUCGAACGUCUACAGCGGUAGUCGUAUCCUGCUUGGUCUGGCGAAUGAAGGGAUGGCGCCCAGAUGGUUUAAAUACACCACCAAACGUGGUGUGCCGUGUUACAGUGUGGUAUUCACCUCUCUCUUUGGUUUGCUCGGGUUCUUGAACAUGUCCAAUUCGGGUAGCACCGUCUUUACCUGGUUGACCAACAUUUCCGGUGUGGCCGGUUUCAUCACCUGGGCAUCAUUGAACGCUUGUCACAUCGCGUUCAUGCGGGCCCUGAAAGCGCGCGACAUCUCGCGUGACUUGCUUCCGUACAAGGCAGCCUGGCAGCCCUGGUAUUCCUAUUACGGACUCUUCUUCAACGUGUUGAUCAUCUUAACUCAAGGGUUCACAUCCUUCAUCCAUGGGUUCAACGUGACAGACUUCUUCAUUGCUUAUAUUAGUCUGAUCCUCUUUGUCGUCCUUUAUGUGGGACACAAGAUCAUCUGCCGAUCGUCUUUUGUGAGUCCUCACGAGGCGGACAUCGACACGGGCCGGGAACCCUUGGCCAACGAGACGUGGGAAACCUCCGACCCGGCCGCGGUCCCGUGGUAUAUCAAGGGAUACCACUGGGUACGGCGGUUCUAGUUGGUUAUUUCUAUGAACAUACUUCCUUUUCUUUUUUUGCUUUUCUUUUUUUUUUUUUUUUUUUUUU